AUGGGACCAUUUCGUGGUUUCCUAUCGGCUACUUUUCUUUUUUUGCUCUUUGCCCGAGCCCAUGGUCAGCGUUGUCAACGAGUCGAUCACGAGAUGUGCGCAGAGUUGCCGUAUAAUUUGACAAGUUUUCCAAAUCUGGUCGGCGAGGAGUCCUUCAAAGAUGCAUCCGAAUCCAUUCUCACCUACAAACCAUUGCUCUCCGUGGUGUGCUCCGAGCAGCUCAAAUUCUUCUUAUGCUCAGUUUAUUUUCCAAUGUGUAAUGAGAAACUAGCCCAUCCGAUCGGACCAUGCCGCCCACUCUGUCUGUCGGUCCAAGAAAAAUGUCUGCCGGUGCUCGAGUCCUUUGGAUUCUCAUGGCCAGAAGUUAUCAGAUGUGACAAAUUUCCUCUGGAGAAUAAUCGGGAGAAAAUGUGCAUGAAGGGACCAAACGAGCAAGGUGCCAUACAGGAUGAAAGAGCAAAGGCUUUGGAAAGGGAGUCUGAUGAAGAAGAUAAGCAGCGGGCGGCCGAUCGUCUAAACGGCAAAUGUCCUCAGGAUGAGGUGUUCUUGAAUCGAUCCGCAAAAUGUGUUCCGCUGUGUUCGAAUUUGCAAAAAGUUGGACAGACCGACCGUGACUCUGCAACUCGUCUUCUCCUCUUCCUCUCGCUCAGCUCUGUGAUCCUCACGAUUCUCUCAGUGUUCAUUGUUGGAUUAUCAAGAUUCGAAUUGUUGAGUUCGCUUCCCGAAACGGCAAUGUUCUUCUCGUGCAUCGCGUUUGGUGUCACCUCGACAAUUUAUGUGAUUAGCGUUUCUUUCAAGGAUCAGUUCCAAAUCUCUUGCACCGACUACACUCAACACCUUCUAUUCGUUGUCGGCGGACUAUCUCAUGUUCCUUGUUCUACAGUAGCUACACUCAUUUAUUAUUCUGCCACGUGCUCAAGACUAUGGUGGUUGCUGAUUUGUUUCUCAUGGAAUAAGGCGACACGAACCGCGAAUUUAUUGGAUGACUCCCGUACCCGAGUAAUCAUGCUGAUCCUUGGAAUCCCAUUGGCUCCACUAAUGCUUGCUCUUCUUGCCAAAGCCGUCGCCGCCAACCCUCUCACCGGACUUUGUUUCAUCGGUGCCGCCAGUUCGGGCACCGAUUGGAUAUUCAAUUUCUGUCGGGAACUCAUUCUUUUCCUCAUCAGCUCGUUGGCUCUCUCCUCCGCCUGCUGUAGACUUUUGGGGUCUGAUGAUCAAGAAGUGAAUGGAUUCGCUGGAGUGAUAGCUGCCAUUUAUCCAAUUGGAGCAUUGAUUUAUAUGCUAUGCUUUAUUAACGACGCCACACAACCGAAUUUGGCAUUGGAUCGAAGUUUCAAUGCGGUGUCGGCGACGAAAUUCUCGUUUGAUCUACUUUUGAGCUUCAUCAUGUGCACGUUCUGCUUGAUUUAUUUGUUCUUUAGAAUUGUUCGAUCUUCAUCAAAAGUCAGCAAAGAAGGGUACCAACCAGCGAUCCCAAAACUUCCACAACCAGCAAUUCCCGGAAGUGUUCGAUCAAAUACAUAUGCUUCAACCUUCCGGACCAAUAACAUGAUUUAA
Molecule: messenger RNA, 1557 nt
Organism: Caenorhabditis briggsae
Lineage: Eukaryota; Metazoa; Nematoda; Chromadorea; Rhabditida; Rhabditidae
Gene: Cbr-mig-1
Product: Protein CBR-MIG-1
Exons: 9
Coding region: 1-1557 (518 amino acids)
Biological process (GO): non-canonical Wnt signaling pathway; canonical Wnt signaling pathway
Cellular component (GO): plasma membrane
Molecular function (GO): Wnt receptor activity; Wnt-protein binding
Source: RefSeq, a predicted model, not a curated record